Cantharellus anzutake is the source of this 271-nucleotide messenger RNA. RefSeq lists its product as uncharacterized. The transcript has a single exon. The coding region runs from base 57 to 245 and encodes 62 amino acids. The record is from RefSeq and is a predicted model, not a curated record. Lineage: Eukaryota; Fungi; Basidiomycota; Agaricomycetes; Cantharellales; Hydnaceae.
CGCCUCCGCGUUGUUGGUGUGGUCUCGACGAUCUCUUAGUCCAUUUUACAAGCGAAAUGUUGUCGGAGCGAAAAUCGCUGCAUAUGUACGCCAAAAUUCAUCCCCCAUUGCUUGCUCCACCAUACCUAGUACACAGAGAAUGCUACAUUUCAUGCCGCGUCCACACCAUCCUCCUAUAUUUAUUUUCACAGCACUCCAUCCAAUUUAUAAUUAUCGUCCUGCUUUUUACAUGCCCAUUAAACUGACAUAAUUUCUCCAACGCAGACUGUUG